Molecule: messenger RNA, 2347 nt
Organism: Cottoperca gobio
Lineage: Eukaryota; Metazoa; Chordata; Actinopteri; Perciformes; Bovichtidae
Gene: dph7
Product: diphthamide biosynthesis 7
Exons: 10
Coding region: 501-1871 (456 amino acids)
Biological process (GO): protein histidyl modification to diphthamide
Cellular component (GO): cytoplasm
Molecular function (GO): diphthine methylesterase activity; protein binding
Source: RefSeq, a predicted model, not a curated record
UUAAUAGCCUACUCAUAUGGCGUUCGUGACAUCAACAAGCGUUAAAACCAUAGACCGUGGGUCAAAACAGACAUAAAUAAAUACAAUAAAAUAGAAAUACACUAAUACUUCCGUUGCAGCCCUUCAAAAUAUAACAUGCCAGAAUAAAUUAGGCUGGACAAAAUAGUUGGGUUUACUGCAGUGCCAUUGGAUUGCAUUUCACAAUGCAGAGGUUCGUGUUGUUUGAUAUCUAAAGUGUCUGUAAAUUUGUAAACACAACAACAAUGAGAAUAAGAGUGAGUAUUCACAUAUGAGUUAUCGAUAUAAACCCAUAUUAAACUGGUGAUUUGUCAUGCUCUGGCCUAAUGCGUGUGUGUUUGCCGGGGAUGCUCAAGUUUUUUGUUGUUUUGCCUGAAUGCACCUUUAUUACGCCCGAUGACGUAACGACGCACAGUGAGUCGACUCGGGGCUGGCUGACAUUUAUUGCACCGGCACAGUAACGUUAUGCAAAGCAGGUGGUCAUGGCUUGGAAAUCAAGGACCCACAAUCUACAGGUCUUUGACACGGAGCUGAGUGCUGACACGGUGGAGUGGUGCCCUCUUUCAUCAAGCCACGACAUCCUGGCCUGCGGGACAUAUCAACUAGAAAAAGGGGCAGGGGAAGAGGAUGCCACACCAACCCGGACUGGUCGUUUGUACCUUUUUGAAUAUCGGCGAGAGGGAUUGAUGAGCCCUCCUCUCACUGAGCUACAGCGCAUGGACACAGCAGCUAUUUUAGAUUUGAAAUGGUGCCAUGUACCGUUGUCAGGGGAGGCAGUGCUGGGAAUGGCAGCUGCCACCGGAGAGCUGCAGCUGUACACACUGUCACACAGUCCGGAAGGCGGCCGUAGUCUGCACACUCUGUGCAGUUUGGAGGUGGGAACAGAGCGGCUGGCUCUAUCAUUAGACUGGUCUACUGGGAGAAUGGACAGCAGCAGUGAUGUGCGGGUGGUGUGCAGUGACUCUGCAGGCUGCGUCAGUGUGCUCUCCCUGGCUGAAGGCGCUCUGGUGGCUCUGUCACAGUGGAAGGCCCAUGACUUUGAGGCCUGGAUCUCAGCCUUCUCCUACUGGGACACACAGCUGGUUUACUCUGGUGGUGAUGACUGCAAACUUAAAGGCUGGGAUCUCCGGGCUGGUCCGUCCUGCCCCACUUUCACCAGUAAAAGGCACUCUAUGGGUGUGUGUAGUAUUCACAGCAACCCACACCGGGAACACAUCCUGGCUACAGCCAGCUAUGAUGAGCAGGUUUUGCUGUGGGAUGGCAGGAACAUGCGACAGCCUCUCAGUGAGAGUCCGGUGGGGGGUGGAGUGUGGAGGCUGAAGUGGCAUCCGACCCACCAGCACCUGCUGCUGGCAGCCUGCAUGCACAACGACUUCCACAUCCUUAACUGCCAGCAGGCCUUCGAGGGCAGUGGAGAAGCAUGUCCUGUCGUAGCCUCUUAUAUACUCCACAACUCCCUGGCGUACGGCGCUGACUGGUCCCGAAUGUCCCCGGAAGAACCGGCUCCCUGCUCCCCUGUUGCUACAGAACCAAAGGAAAGCCUCACAGAGAGCGGAGGACACUUGAGGAUUCAGUACGAAUCUCCCACUGCCAGCUUUGACACUUCCCUGGAGGAUGAUGCAGGAAGAUACAUCCCAGAGGGCAUUGCAGCACCCUCUAUCACCCCUAUUGCAGGCCCUGCCCUCAACUCUAAUGAGGAUUCCCCUUCACUGUCCUGUCUGCUGGCCAGCUGCUCAUUCUAUGACCAUAUGCUCCAUGUGUGGCGCUGGGACUGGACUCCAGAUGAGGCUCAACAGGAAUCAACAGGAAGCAAUGUUGACCCGGCUGGAGCACUGGCUGCAUUGACACUAUAGAAUGUACAGCCCAACUACAACAAAAGCAUGAUAUACUGUCUCUAUGAAGAUAAGACCCCAUACUUUAAUGUUAACCUAUCAAGGAAUAUGCAAUUAGAUAAACCCUGACACUUCAUUUUGAUAAGCUUUUAUUUAAACACAUUGCUUAGAAUCCUUAUACCGUAUGUCCUGCUGUUUUAAGCACUUUGUGAUUGUGUAAAGGAAAAUUGUUCACAAAAACACCUAUUACUAAAACUAGCACCUAUUACUGUAGGUAGCCAUGCAGUGUGUCUGACGUUGGUCUCAAAAGGGAAAUCCUUUACAUUUGCACCCCUCUGCUUUUUAAAGACAUUGUGCUCCUGGAUUCAGUUAAGCAAUAAUGACAUUUGACUUGUAAAAAGUGUAAUGCCAGCAUCUGUGCUGCUCCCCAGGAAUCUGAGGUGGUGAUGUUCACCAUAUGAUUGUACUUUCUGACCAAUAAAGUUACAUAGACAAGU